Adineta steineri is the source of this 747-nucleotide messenger RNA. The record is from the annotation of a GenBank genome assembly. Lineage: Eukaryota; Metazoa; Rotifera; Eurotatoria; Adinetida; Adinetidae.
AUGUCUCAUCAAACCUCAUCUAUGACAUCAAGUUCAGGAUCAGCCAAAGUACAUUCAGCACAAGCUGAAAAUGUUCAUGUACAAUCAGUUGUUCAAACUGAAACUCAAUCAAAGGUUAGCAUGGAAAAUACCAAAAAAAUCAAUGAUCUUAUGGCUCGUCUUGGAUCAACACAUGUUCAAGUUGAUGAUUAUUCACGUAAACGUACCGAACAAAUUAGUGAAGCUGUAUCUGAAUCAAUAAAAAAAAUUGUUGCUGAAACACAACAACAUCAACAUUUACUUCUUGCUGACGCUAAUUCACGUACAGCUGAAAUCGAAAAUGACUUCAAACUUAAAAUUCAAGAAUAUGUUGCUAAAGUUGAUGCUGAAAAAGCAACUUUACUUGCACAACUUGAAAAAGAACUUAAUGCUCGUCAAGAACUUAUUCUUGAAUCAGCACGUAUGCGUAUUGAUGAACUUAAUGAAGAAGCUAACCGUUUGAAAAUGGGUGUUCUUCGAGAAGCUCAAGCACAAAGCAGUGCUAAAAUUACUCAAAUAACUGAACAAGUUGUUGCUCUUGGACAUGAAGAUGCUUCAAAUCGUCUUGCAUCAACAACAACUACUGUUAUUACAACUAAAGCUGCAGCUACUGGUGAAACACAUGUUCAAGGUGCUGCUGUAACAGUUGGAAAAACAACUACACAUGCUGAAUCAUCCCAUUCAGCUAGCAGUUCAUCAUCAUCACAUAUGGGAGCUCAACGACAUUAA